Hypomesus transpacificus is the source of this 2362-nucleotide messenger RNA. Its product is annotated as EGF-like repeat and discoidin I-like domain-containing protein 3. Gene Ontology annotation, molecular function: calcium ion binding. The transcript is spliced from 10 exons. Lineage: Eukaryota; Metazoa; Chordata; Actinopteri; Osmeriformes; Osmeridae. Bases 79 to 1512 code for a protein of 477 amino acids. The record is from RefSeq and is a predicted model, not a curated record.
AUCUCAGCCGGGAAACAUAGCGGUUCAAUACCACCACUAACCUGGGAAGGUUAGAAUUGGCUACUUGGGGAAAUCAACAUGAAACAUUUCGGUCCGACGUUAACCUUUCAAUAUAUUACCGUCUGUAUACUUAUUGCUGUCAGCUCCGUUAAAGGUGAUUACUGUGAGGUGAACCACUGCCAUAAUGGAGGAACAUGUGUGACUGGGGUAGGAGACGAGCCUUUCAUCUGUAUCUGUGCAGAUGGCUUUGCUGGAGACACCUGCAACCUCACUGAGACUGGACCCUGCAAUCCAAGCCCCUGUAGGAACGAUGGCUCCUGUGAGGUCAUCUCUUCAUCCAGACGCGGAGAUGUGUUCAGCGAGUAUGUGUGUAAAUGUCAGCCUGGCUUUGAGGGUGCCCACUGCCAGAUCAAUGUAAAUGACUGUGCCAACCAGCCCUGCAGGAACGGAGGGAUGUGCCGAGAUCUGGAUGGAGACUAUGUCUGCCAGUGUCCUUCACCCUAUGUAGGAAAGCAAUGCCAGCUGCGUUGUAUCUCCCUCCUGGGUAUGGAGGGCGGGGGGAUUGUUGAGUCCCAGAUUUACGCCUCUUCUGUGCAUUACGGCAUUCUGGGUCUCCAGCGCUGGGGUGCUGAGCUGGCUCGCCUCAACAACCAGGGCCUGGUCAAUGCCUGGACAUCAGCCUCCCAUGACAGGAACCCAUGGAUUGAGAUCAACAUGCAGAAGAAGAUGCGUCUGACAGGCAUCAUCUCCCAGGGCGCCAGUCGCAUGGGCACCGCUGAGUUCAUCAAGGCCUUCAAGGUGGCGUCUAGCUUUGAUGGGAAGACCUACACUACCUUCAGAUCUGAGGGCCAAAGAAAGGACAAGGUGUUUAUGGGUAAUGUGGACAAUGACAGCACCAAGACCAACAUGUUUGACCCACCAAUUGUGGCCCAGUACAUCCGAAUCGUCCCUGUGGUGUGUCGCAAGGCUUGCACCCUGCGCUUGGAGCUGGUCGGCUGUGAACUCAAUGUGUACUCAAACACCACAGGUUGCACUGAGCCUCUGGGGAUGAAGUCCCAUCUCAUCUCAGACGGACAGCUCUCGUCAUCCAGUGCCUUCCGCACCUGGGGUAUCGAUGCCUUCACCUGGCACGCGCAGUUUGGCCGGCUGGACAAGCAAGGCAAGACCAACGCCUGGUCGGCUGCUACCAACAACCGCUCUGAGUGGUUACAGGUGGACCUGGAGAAACCCAAGCGCCUCACAGGCAUCAUCACGCAGGGAGCUAAGGACUUUGGGGUGGUGCAGUACGUGUCCAUUUUCAAAGUGGCCCACAGCAACGAUGGGCAGACCUGGAGCUUUGUGAAGGAUGAGAAAACAGACACAGACAUGCUUUUCCAAGGUAACAUUGACAACAACACUCAUAAGAAGAACUUGUUUGAGCCUCCUUUUUAUGCCCGCUAUGUACGAGUAGUUCCCUGGGAGUGGCACGAGCGAAUAACUCUUCGCAUGGAGCUGCUAGGCUGCGAUGACUAGAACUACAUUUCCUACAAAACACCAGGGCUCAAUCUACACCCACCAACACAAAGACCUGCUAGACUAUCAUGACUAGAACUACAUUUCCCAUAAAUCAUGAUCAAUUACAUACAUAAUAAGUGUAAUCUUGGGGGGGUGGGGGGGUUGGUGGAGGCACUGAACAGAUAUAUAAUGCAUAGAAUGUAAGUGUGUAAAUGGGUGCAACAGAGAACUGUUUUUGGUUUUACAUUCUCGUUUUUUACAUGCAACUGUACUCCGGAUGAAGCUUGAGUCUGUUAGAUGGUUGGUCAAAAUAAGCUUAUAUUUUGUAUCAAUGUGCUUUUUUUCUGUAGUGACCAUGCCAUGCAUUGUAGCUUUAGUAACUGGACAGAGCCUUCACAUUUAUUAUGCUUUGAGUUUAAUUUCUGCAGAUUUUAACAUUUGUUUUUCGGUAGGCAUAUUACCUAUUAGCUGGAAAUCUCAAUUGAUUACACAACCUCACGUUCAAUAGUGCAAGGUAACAGAGCAGUGUGUUUGAAAGGGACCUGUGCAAUGUACAUACUUAUUACAAUAAGCUCUUUAAUGUAACUUAAUAUCAUCCAUAAAGAUGGUUUUGUAGAGUAAACCCUGGAAGGCACAGUAUUGUAUAACAUUUAGCACAGAACUGUGAUAUUUACAUUUGAACAGAUUUCCUUGCGAUAAAUCUAAAUCUUUAGAUUAAUUCCAUUCCAGUAUGAUAAUUAGUGUGUUAUACUCCAUUGAGAUAUUGUGUCACAUUGUGACUCAACAUGUGGUUUUGCAUUAUUUUUUAAGAAAUAUGUUGGUCUUCAACAGAGGUCAUUAAAUAAAUUGAUUAAAUACUUAUGUGGAA